This is a messenger RNA of Ctenocephalides felis (cat flea), 2571 nucleotides long. RefSeq names its product prestalk protein-like. The transcript is spliced from 16 exons. Lineage: Eukaryota; Metazoa; Arthropoda; Insecta; Siphonaptera; Pulicidae. The record is from RefSeq and is a predicted model, not a curated record. The coding region runs from base 1 to 2571 and encodes 856 amino acids.
AUGGAGUAUUUAGGAAUAGUUUUAGUUUUAGCUGCAAUUUCAUUUCAAGGUGAGGCAUUGAAGUGUUAUCAGUGCAACUCGAACAACUCGAACAACUCGGUAUCUGCACAAUGUUUAGAAUUUGAGAGUUCUUCAUGGACAUCUUUAUCAAAACCGUGCUUAUCAACAGAAAGUUCAUGUGUUUCAUUAGUUAAUGUUAAUGGAACAACUGUUCGUGGCUGCCUUGAUACAGUUUUGAAGGAGCAUAAACUAGAUAAAUGCGAAGGAGCAAAUUGUUUGAAGUGCCAAGGUGAUAAUUGCAAUACGGACAAUGUUCCAGAAAAUAGACCAAAAUGUUAUCAAUGUGAUGAAGAAACUCCAAAUUGUAAAGCAAAAGUUGUUUUUUUGCUGUCUAAACCAUGCUUAAUUUACGACAAGGAUCAAUCGUGCUACACAAGUGUUUCAAAAGAUGGUUUGAAAGUAAAACGGGGUUGCACAAACGACAAAGAUAGUGUACACCAAAAUAAAGAGUAUUUAACGAAAGUAUGUAAAACUUCAGCAGAUGGAACAGGUUGUAAUACAAUAAACGCCGUAAAAUCGAUCACAUGCCAUAAAUGCACAGAAAAGAAUGAAGUUUGCAAAUGGACUAUGAGAAACAGUAUAUUACAUCAAUGUAAGACUAAUUCAUUGUUGGAAACUCCCUCAUGUUACACGUUUGUUAAUGGUACAAGUAUUUCCAGAGGUUGUUUAAAAGAUUUGGACUCAGGCAAUCCUGUACUAAAGGCUUGUGAAGAUUCUAAUAGCAAACUAUGCAAAACAUGUGCUGGAGAAAACUGCAAUAAGGACAAAACCACGUCUCAUGAAUGCUUCAAGUGUGAGUCUGCAACUUGCCAUGAUAUUUCAAAAUUGACAGCAGCAAAAUGUGUUAAACCUGAACAAUAUAAAGAAGAUGCCGGCUGCUACACUUUACAACAAUCCGAUAAAGUAUUAAGAGGAUGCUCUAUGGACAUGACGGAUAGUUUGAAAACAAAAUGUGACAAAUACGGUGGUUUCUGUAAGAAAUGCGAUACAGACCAAUGUAACAAAGAAAAAAUUGUCCCAAACAAAGAACCAGUAAAACAAUGCUACACUUGCGAUUCCUCAAAGGAUGGAAUUAAAUGUGUGGAUUCGGAUCUAUCAGUUGAUGCCACGUGGUGGAAGGGAGUUUUGAAAACAUGUUCUUUCAUAAACGAAACGACAUGCGUUUCAUUGAUGAAUGGUGGAAAGACUAUUCGUGGAUGUCUAUCUGAUGUUCUGGAGAAUAACGGCUUAAAAGAAUGCAAAGGCGAAAAUUGCAUAUCUUGUACAUGUUCAGCAUGCAAUAAUGUGGUUGUUCCUGAAAAUCGACCUGAAUGUCAUCAAUGCGACAGCCUGAAGGAUCCUAGUUGCGGCAACGAUAUAACCGGUGUACAACCAAAGUCUUGCUUGGUGUACGAGAAACAACCAUCAUGUUAUACCAGCGUAGCCAAAGAAGGUUCUCAAGUUAGACGUGGUUGCACAAAUGAUCCGGACAGUGUGCACCAAAACACAACCUUUGUAUCCUUGGAAUGCAAAGAAUCUAGUUGCAAUGGUAAGGUACCUGUGACAUGUAAUGUCUGCACUGAGGGCGAUGAAUUGUGCCAGUGGUCAAUGAAAGAAAAGUAUCCUAAUUUAGCAUUAUGUAAAGAUACAACAGAAUUCGAUGAAGUUUGCUACUCUUACACUAAAGGAACCAAAGUCGCAAGAGGAUGUUUAGCAGAUUUAUCCGUAUCCAAGGCCAACGAAGUAUAUGAUGCUUGCAAGUCGGACAGUAAAGCCUGCAAAAAAUGUACCGGCGAUAGAUGUAAUAAGGAAAAACUCACAGCUCAUGAGUGCUAUGUAUGCGACGAUUUAGAAACUUGCCAUGACGUAUCAAAAUUGCAAACAAGCAAAUGUGUUAAAGAAGUUCAAUACAAGGAAGAUGCAGGAUGCUUUUCUUUACAACAAGUAAAUAAAACCACACGAGGCUGCACGAUGGAUAUGAGCAAGAACAUUGUAGACAAAUGCACAAAUUUUGGUAAAUAUUGCAGUAAGUGCACCUCAGAUAAAUGUAACAAAGAUGCACUUAAACCUAAUACCGGUAAUGGAUUCAAAUGCAAUACAUGCGAUUCUGAUAAAGAUGGAAUUGAGUGUGUACAGGGCGAUGAGAAAUACCUAAACUCAAAAUCGAGUGGAUGUGAAUAUAUUGAUGAAGAUUCAUGUAUUUCCAAAGUGGAUGGAGCAAAGACAAUUCGCGGUUGUGCCUCCAGUUUGAAUUUGAAAGGUUGUACAGAACCAAAUUGUUUGAAGUGCAAAGGAAAAGAUUGCAACAAAGGAUUAGUGCCUGCGAAGAGGCCCCUGUGCCAUCAUUGCGACUCCGACACCAACGACGAAUGCGGAAAAGAAAUUGCUGAAAAUGGAGCAAAACCGACUGUUUGUCUGAAUUUCAAUUUCCGUGAAUUAUGCUACACAAGUGUAUCCAUAAGCAGCGAUCAGAACUUGCUGAACGGCGCUGCUACAAGCUGUGUUGAUCAUUUGACUUAUUUAGCUUCGUGA